Arabidopsis thaliana (thale cress) is the source of this 1840-nucleotide messenger RNA. It is a transcript of the gene PUR7, whose product is annotated as purin 7. NCBI's taxonomy places the organism in Eukaryota, Viridiplantae, Streptophyta, Magnoliopsida, Brassicales, Brassicaceae. Gene Ontology annotation, molecular function: phosphoribosylaminoimidazolesuccinocarboxamide synthase activity. The transcript is spliced from 12 exons. The record is from RefSeq and is marked reviewed. Gene Ontology annotation, cellular component: chloroplast. The coding region runs from base 390 to 1625 and encodes 411 amino acids. Gene Ontology annotation, biological process: 'de novo' IMP biosynthetic process; purine nucleotide biosynthetic process.
CAGCCGCAAAUGGUUUUUCAAAAAUAAAAAAACAGAGAUUUGUUGUUGUAGAGUCGAGAAACGAAAGAUAAACACGUGAAAAACAAAAAUUUCGUCUCUACACUUCCCCCCACCAACGACACGUAUGCGUUUCUAAGAGAGUUUAAAAAUCUAAAAUUAGACCCGAGUCUAAAGAUUUAUUUUGUUUUUGAUUUUAUUUUUUGGACACUUUGGCAUUUAGACUCCUCUUUGCAUCCCCCGUUGGAGGUGGUCUUAGGUUCCGUUUAGAAUCCUUCCUAUCUUCUUGUUUUGCCUCUGUGGCUGCUACUGAAUUCGGGUUCAAGAUUGUUUUAACAAUUUAAGGUUUUGGUUUACUUGUGGUGUAGGUGUUAGUGUCUCUUGUUUCUGGAAUGGCUCAGUGUGUGAGGUCAACUCUAAAUCCUGUGAGAACACCCCAGAGCUUUACUAGGAAAGCGUAUGUGAAAAGCCCAGCUUUUGCAUCAGUCUCGUUCCUUCGAGCAGUACCGGAGUUCAACAAAUACCCAAAACCUUGUUCAUUGGUUAUGUCUUGCCAGGGCAAGGCUCAAAACCAGCAGGAGGAGCGACCACAACUGUCUCUUGACGAUUUAGUCACGAGUAACCGGAAAGGGGAGGUUCUUGGCACAAUCAAAGACUCGCUUUCUAAUUGUCUCUCUGAGACUAAUCUUCUUGCCACUGUUCCUGGUCUGAAAUCUAGAAUCAAGGGAAAGGUCAGAGAUAUUUAUGAUGCUGGUGAUUAUCUGGUUCUUAUUACAACUGAUCGGUUGAGUGCAUUCGACAGAAACCUUGCUUCAAUUCCCUUCAAAGGCCAGGUUCUUAAUGAGACAAGUUUGUGGUGGUUCAAUAACACACAGCACAUAACUCCAAAUGCAAUCGUUUCAUCUCCUGAUAGAAAUGUUGUUAUCGCAAAGAAAUGCUCGGUUUUUCCCAUAGAGUUUGUGGUUAGAGGAUAUGUGACUGGAAGUACUGACACAUCUUUAUGGACGGUGUACAAUAAAGGUGUUCGGAACUACUGUGGGAAUGAGCUCUCAGAUGGAUUAGUUAAAAACCAGAAGCUUCCAGCUAAUAUACUUACACCAACAACUAAGGCUGCGGAUCAUGAUGUGCCCAUCUCUCCAAAUGAGAUAGUUGAAGGUGGAUUCAUGACUCAAGCUGAAUUUGAUGAAGCAAGUAUGAAAGCUUUGAGCUUGUUUGAGUUUGGGCAGGGGGUGGCCAAGAAACAUGGACUGAUAUUGGUGGACACAAAGUAUGAGUUUGGAAGAAGUAGUGAUGGCUCAAUCUUAUUGAUUGAUGAGAUUCAUACACCCGAUUCCAGCAGAUACUGGCUUGCGGGUUCAUAUGAAGAGCGCUUCCAAAAAGGCCUGGAGCCUGAAAAUGUUGAUAAGGAGUUCCUAAGAUUGUGGUUCAAAGAGAACUGCAAUCCGUAUGAGGACGAGGUCCUGCCUGCUGCUCCAGCAGAACUCGUGACUGAAUUAGCUUGGCGGUACAUUUUCUUGUAUGAAACUAUCACUGGAUCAAGAAUUGACAUUAUUCCGACUCAGGAACCAAUACAUGACCGAAUCUCAAGGAACACAAGCCAAGCACUUUCAUCUCUCCGUCAACUUUGAUCUUUAAUGUAACCUUUAGCCAAGGAUGCAGAGAGCAUAAGUCUGUUUCUUUUUGCAUUCAUAUGUGUUCUAUUGUUGUCUUCAUGGAUUAUGAAUCAAAGACAACUUAAGUUCUAAUUGAGCAACAAACGAAUAAACAUGAAAAAAACUAAUUGACACAGGCUUGGUGAAUUAGAAUAUAUAGUUGAUCAGAUGAGAAAGGAUCAGUUUUGCUU